Molecule: messenger RNA, 1499 nt
Organism: Microplitis demolitor
Lineage: Eukaryota; Metazoa; Arthropoda; Insecta; Hymenoptera; Braconidae
Gene: P5cr
Exons: 6
Coding region: 349-1221 (290 amino acids)
Biological process (GO): L-proline biosynthetic process
Molecular function (GO): pyrroline-5-carboxylate reductase activity
Source: RefSeq, a predicted model, not a curated record
UAGAAACACAGGAUCAAGUUAAAUAAAGAUUUGAAGACAAAGGGAAUAAAUAAAAUAAAUAAAAUAAAAAUGCUAGUGAAUUAUAAUUCAAAUUUGCACUCAAACAUUCAAAGUCAAAUUAAGUAUUAAAAUAUAAUUUUUUUUAAAAAUAACCAACUACAAUAUAUUAUUUAUUCAACAUUUAAUUAAUAGAGUAGUUACAAAUGAAUAUAACGAGAGUGAGUAAUUAUUUGAAAACAACAAAAGUGAAAUACAUUUGAAAUAUAUUUUUAAUCGACCUUUUAAAAGGCUUCCAAGGCUGCAGAGAAGGGGCAUCACUACAAAAUCAAAAUUUCUUUAAUUAAAAUCAUGACGCAAACAAUUAAUUUGCAAUCAUCUAAAGUUGGAUUCAUUGGCGGGGGAAAUAUGGCACGUGCUAUUGGAAUAGCUUUGAUUAAAAAGAAUAUUUUAAAUCCAAAGAAUAUUUGGAUAUCGGCGCGAACACGAGAAACUCUUCAAAUGUGGAAUGAAUUGACUUCGGAAAAUCCAGUCAAUACAACAUUAAAUAACGCUGAUAUUAUUAUUAAUAGUGAUAUUAUUUUCUUGGCAAUUAAACCACAGUCACUUGUAGUCGCUAUUGACGAUGCGAAGAAAGCUGCGGAAGGACGUAAUUUAAUGCUGGAAAAUAAGUUAUUUGUAUCAGUACUCGCUGGUGUUACUCUUGAUACUUUAGAAAAAGAAAUUCAAACGCAUUUAGGAUCACAAGUUCCUCUGAAAAUUAUAAGAACUAUGCCAAAUACUCCGUUAAGUAUUGGAGAAGGAAUAACAGUAUACUCUCGCAAUGCUCAAGUAUCUGAGAGUGAUGCUCUGCCGUUAGUAAAAAUGUUGUCUCAAAUCGGUAUUAUUGAAGAAAUUCCUGAGAAUUUAAUAAACGCAGCUGGUGGAUUGGCAGGAUCAGGUCCUGCUUAUGCUUACCUGAUGGUUGAAGGAUUAGCUGAUGGUGGUGUUAAAAAUGGUUUGCCUCGUGCAUUAGCGACAAAAUUUGCCGCGCAAGUAUUAGCUGGUGCAGGAAAAAUGGUAUUACAAACUGGAAAACAUCCAGGGCAACUUAAAGACGAAGUUUGCUCCCCAGGAGGUACAACUAUUACAGGAAUGCACGCAUUAGAAACUGGAGCUGUCAGAGCAUCAUUGAUUAAUGCCGUUGAAGCUGCAGUUAAAAGAUCUAAAGAACUUGGAGCUUAAAUUUAACGCAGGAUCGAUAAUAAAAUUUAAGAAAUAUAAAAUAACAUCAUAUUAACCGGAAGUGUGAAGGCAUUUUUGAAGUAUUUAAAUUUAUACAAAAAUUAUUAACAAUUUUGAUAGCUGAAUUUUUUUUUUAUAUUUCAUAUUUACAAUAAUAUUUAUUAUGAAGGCAUGACUGAAAAGUAUUUUUAACUUUACGUAUUUUAACGUUAUAAAAAUUUAAAUCGUAUUUACGAUUUUGUACAAUUCUUAUAAAUAAAUAAAUGAUAAUUAUUUAC